UCAGUGGCUUGGCAUCAGGUCUAAAGUGCAUGCUGAGAUCAGAUAAGGUUCAGGUCCUCACAUGUAGAUCGCGCCUGGACACGUGUGGUCUGGUAUACGCUGCACAAAGUAGUUACCUAAUACUGUGACUGUUCCUGUGUGGACUAACAACACACGUUGCACUACGAUGAGGCUGAUCUACUGCUGCAGUGCUUUGCUCCUGCUCCUUCUCGUUCCCAGAGUCUGUCAAGCUGGAAACAUCUUGGUUGUUCCCAUUGAAGGCAGCCACUGGAUAAACAUGGAUAUUCUACUUCAAGCUCUGCACUCAAGAGGACACAAUAUAACCAUUCUGCGUUCUAGCAAAAGCUGGUACAUCACAGACAACUCCUCCGAUUACAACAUUGUCACAGUCCAAGUGGAGAAGAGCUUGGAUCAGAAGUUCAUCACAGAUAUCAUAUCUAAGGGCAUUGAAUUUGAGAGGGGCACUAUUUCCUCAGCAACUUUUCUUUACAUGAAUGUAGUUAUGCUUGGCGUAAUGAUUGAAGCUCAUGAAGUCGUGGGUGAAUUCGUAUCCAAAACGCUAGAUGACCAAGAGUUGGUGAGAAACAUCAGAGACAGGAAGUUUGACCUGUUACUCACUGACCCCUGCUGGGGAGGUGGAGCCAUUUUGGCCAAAUAUUUGAAUCUUCCUUUGGUUUAUAACGUUCGCUGGCUGGUAAUUGCAGAUGCUCAUCUUGCUAUUGCUCCUUCACCUAUAUCAUAUAUUCCCAUAACAGGAUCUGGCAACACUGAUAAAAUGAACUUUUUACAAAGAGUUAAAAACAUUGGUGUCUAUCUCUUGACCCAAACACAAUACCACUUGGUGGUUAAGCAAACAUACCAGAGGAUAUGUGACAAAUAUCUUGGGCCUGAUAAUGAAUUUCACCAGUUAGUGCUCAACGCAGACAUUUGGUUGAUGAGAACUGACUUUGUGUUUGAGUAUCCACGUCCAACUAUGCCUAAUGUUGUGUACAUGGGGGGGUUCCAGUGUAAACCUGCAAAACCACUUCCUGAACACUUGAAGAAGUUUGUUCAGAGCUCUGGGGAACAUGGAGUCAUCAUCAUGUCUCUGGGGACUUUCGUGAGUGAACUCCCUGCGGACAUGACAAACGAGAUCGCUGCAGCUUUCGCUAAAUUACCUCAGAAAGUCAUCUGGAGGCAUAAAGGUGACAGACCAGCCACUCUAGGCAACAACACCUUACUAGUGGACUGGAUGCCACAGAUUGACCUCCUGGGACAUCCAAAGAUUAAACUAUUUGUGGCUCAUGGUGGAACAAAUGGAGUCCAAGAAGCUAUUUAUCAUGGAAUCCCAGUUGUGGGUCUACCUUUGUUCUUUGACCAGUAUGACAACCUGCUCCGUCUGAAAGAGAGAGGAGGGGCUAAGAUUCUGACAUUAGCCACAGUGGAAAAAGACAACUUCCUUGAGACUGUACAAGAGGUCCUGAAUGAGCCCUCCUACAGGGCCAACAUGCAAAGACUCUCCAGGCUGCACAGAGAUCAGCCAAUAACACCACUGGAUAAAGCCCUCUUCUGGAUAGAGUUUGUCAUGAGGCACAAAGGUGCAGCUCAUCUGAGAACAGAGUCCUACAGACUUCCCUGGUAUUCCUACCACUCUGUAGAUGUAGUUUUGUUCCUGGCUGGAGCUGUGCUGCUUGUGCUCUUAUUUAUUUUGAUGUUGAUGAGGUGUUUAUACGCUGCACUGUGUAAAUCUAAAGUGAAACAAGAAUAAUAUCAGUAAAAAUUAGGACUUCUACAGCCAAACGAGGGUAUGAUUUUGUAAAAGAAACAAUUUGUCUUUGGCGGCUGUGGAGGUUGUCUGUCACAAUAUUGAAUUAGUUUGAUGUUCAAAUUUAAAAAAAAAUCUUUAUACUUAUCAUGAUCCUGAUUAAGAGUGUACAAAUGAAAAACUAGGUCACUAAAUAUAUAUAUAUAUAGUGACACUAUAUAUAUAUAUAUAUAUAUAUAUAUAUAGUGGUAAAUAUAUAUAUAUAGUGACCUAG
Molecule: messenger RNA, 2018 nt
Organism: Scophthalmus maximus (turbot)
Lineage: Eukaryota; Metazoa; Chordata; Actinopteri; Pleuronectiformes; Scophthalmidae
Product: UDP-glucuronosyltransferase 2C1
Exons: 2
Coding region: 167-1747 (526 amino acids)
Molecular function (GO): UDP-glycosyltransferase activity
Source: RefSeq, a predicted model, not a curated record